AUGUCAAAACAAUCAUUAUUAUCUACGGUUCCCAACGAGUUUGGUAUCGCCACUCUCUCCCUCGGCAACUGGAGGGAGCACCGCCUACAACCACGUCUCGAAGCAGCCGCAAGGACCGGCUACAAAUGGAUCGACCUCUUCGACGAGUGCUGGGCCGCGUAUCUCGAAGAACACAAUCUUCCAGGCGACCAGCUAUGGGAACCCACGGCUGCGAAUUUACAAGUAGCCCGGAAACUCGGCGAUCUAGUAAAAUCCCUUGGCAUGCGCAUUGCCUGCACCCAGCCGCUGCGCAAGAUCGAGGGCGUCAAGGAUCCUGCAGAACGCCGCGAAACACUGGACCUCGUGGCGAAACGGUUCCCAUUCAUGCGUGCGUUCGACACCGAUCUCGUGUUUAUGUGCGCUAGCAUUCGCACCGACUGCGGUGUAACCUCGGAUUUGCAGACGGUCGCAGCCGAUCUGGCUGAGCUUGGCGAUAUGGCGGCGGAGUAUGCAAGGGCUGACAGGGGUCCGAUGCUUAAAGUCGGCUACGAGGGUCUGUCAUGGGCCGCGCGAAAUACCUGGUCGUCGUCGUGGGAGGCAGUGCGGUUCGCGAAUCGCCCUAACGUCGGACUGAUAGUGGACGCGUUUAAUGUGCUUGCGGUGGAAUUCGCAAAUCCGCAUAAUCCAGCAGGACAUGGGCGCUUUUUUUCGACGCUUGAGGAAUCGAUCGACAUUCUCACGGCGUCCCUUGCGGCCCUGGCUGCGACGGUUCCUGGGGAUCGCAUCUUCUUCUUCCAAUGUGGUGAUGCGGAGCUCGUGGAGCCUGCAGCUAUUCGUCCUGCAGAGCCUGAUACACCGGCCCUUCUGCCCUGGUCUCGAGGACAUCGUUUAUUUCCAAUGGAACAGAGUCGUGGUGGGUAUAUGCCCGUGGAGCUGGUUGCCGCGGCGGUUCUGGCAACAGGAUAUAAGGGGCCGAUUUCACUAGAAGUAUUCAACCACUCCCUGAACCAGCCAGGGGAUCACGUCCCAGAUGACCAUGCAGUUCGUGGUAUGGUAGGUUUGCAGAAACUGACCGCGGCUGCAACGGCGUUGCCUGCUUUCUGGCGAGGUAGGGAAGAGGCUACAGAAGCAGCUGGUAUGGUAGUCCGGCGGUUGCAACCUCGGACGUCUCAGUUAUGA
Molecule: messenger RNA, 1158 nt
Organism: Aspergillus versicolor CBS 583.65
Lineage: Eukaryota; Fungi; Ascomycota; Eurotiomycetes; Eurotiales; Aspergillaceae
Product: sugar phosphate isomerase/epimerase family protein
Exons: 1
Coding region: 1-1158 (385 amino acids)
Source: RefSeq, a predicted model, not a curated record